CUCCGCUCAGACUGAAGUGCAGGCACUGUUCAGUGUUCACUCGCAGUCUGUCUGUGUGGUGCGUAAAGAAACUCCCGCGCUGAUAGAAUCCACUGGGAUAUUCGCGCGAAACAAACGGACACUUGUUCACUCUCAUACCACUGAAUUCCGAAGAGCCAAAGAUGUGUUCCAGCUUGGAUGUUGCGUCGGUCUUCCUGCGGUGAACAGCGUCGUUGUUUUGAGGAGAGCACUCAGUUUUUGAGACACUUGAAAGCGUCUCGGUGCUUUGAUUUGUUUUGUAGAUAAACGUUAUCUACUUCACGCGCACUGUUAAUACGGACGAGCGCGCGCGCAGAGCGGACACUCUUCUUCACAUGCUGAACCAUGGAGACACGAACUUCAGCAAAACUUCACACCUACCUGUCAAUAUUCACAUUUCUCUGCUGUUUCUCUUCAGGUGAGCUGGCCCAACUCGUGUUGCCUUAUGAAAAUGUGGAAGUGAUCCAAGGGAAGAUGGUGGUGCUGCAGGCAUCAUAUUCGAGUACUGACUUUCAGAAAAACACAGUGGUCUGGAACUACAUGCAGUCGGCUACCAGCACAGAAAUGAUCAUCUCAUUUGUCAAUGGAGACUUCAGCCAUGGCACCUCUCAGUUUGCUGGUCGAGUUGGUUUUUUCCACAAUAUGCCCAACACCAACCUGUCCCUAUACAUUAACAACACCAAAGUAUCGGACUCAGGGCGGUAUGUGUGCCAGGUCAUGAUCCCUGGGGCCUCAGGACUCACUGGAACGCUAAACCUUAAUGUUAAAGUCCCUCCUUCUAUACCGGUGUGUAAAGUUAAAGAAAAGCCUGUCCUUAAGGGAAACAUUACUCUUUCCUGUAACUCCAAUGAGGGUAAACCGGCCCCCAAAUACAAGUGGAUCAAAACCAGCCCCGCACCAGAAGUCUUCUUCUCUCCUGCACUGAAUGAAACGGCCGGAACUUUAAAACUUAACAACCUAAGCAGUAACAUGUCAGGGAAAUACGUGUGCACUUCAACCAACUCUGCAGGAGCGGAGACCUGCUACAUCAACCUGGAGGUCAUCACAUCGACUAAUGCCGGGAUGAUCGCUGGCGUUACAUUCGGCUGUAUUGUGGCUCUCAUCCUGAUUGUUAUCUUUCUCAUCUUCAUGUGGACAAGACGGAAAGACACAGAGGAGGAUCUGGCUAAUGACAUCAAGGAGGAUGCUCAGGCUCCCAAACGCGUCUCAUGGGCCAAGAGUGGCACAGGCUCUGACAUCAUCUCUAAAAACGGCACCCUGUCCUCCAUUCAAACUAGCUCUUACCCACGAGAUGCCCACAACCACCAUCAUUACCCUCACUCCGACACCGCGUCCAUUAUUACAGCCACAGGCAGCACAGCCGGAUACCGUUCGCAACCUCCAGCCGAUGCCACCCUGGAGCGCUCAUUGCCAGGGUACAACACCAACCCAGCCCCGACCCGUGGGCCAUUUGGACCUCCUAGUACCAAUGGAGGCUCCCAGCACACCUCCAUGCCCCGGACAGCCCCUGCUCAGCCUCAGAUUCCCCGUCCGCCUGUCCUCCCCACCACCGUAACUGCUGCCAAUAUCUCCCGCAUGGGAGGGGUGCCCAUUAUGGUCCCAGCACAAAACCAAGCCGGCUCUCUGGUGUAGGACUAAACCACUUCUGCUGAAAAUUUGAAGAGGAAAAAAAUAGCCUAAUAUCACAGACUGAAGUAAAUUGAAUGAACGGACUGGAAUAGAUAAGCUUAUUGCCUCAGUAUGGAAACAGCUUGAUGUAGUUUUCUUUUUCUUAAUAUAAAAAAAUGUCAACAAAUAUAUGUAAAGACGCUCAUUUUAUUGUUUUAUAAAUUCAUAGUUUUCUACUGUUCGACUUUCUGUACUCUGGUAAACAAAAAGACACUGAGAUGUUUGAAUUCUUCACUGUUUUAAACAUGCAUUUUUGUGUGCUUCUCGUUACUGCUUCACAUUCGUUCUUUUGCUAACUAAAGAUGCUGACUUGCCUUGAUGAAAGCAAAUGAAAGUUCUAUUCCAUAUUAUUUGCAGACACUCCUAAAUAAAUUACGUUUACGUGUGUUUAAUAUGCAGCCAGUUGCGCAUUGUUCAUAGCAGCUUCAGUUAAAGCAAUGGUCUCAAACUCAAUUCCUGGAGGGCAGCAGCUCUGCACAGUUUAGCUCCAACCACCUCCAACUCACACCUGCUUAAUAGUCUCUAGUAUUCUUGAACACCUUGAUUAGUUGGAUCAGCUGUGUUUGAUUAGGGUUGAAGCAAAACUGUGCAGAGCUGCGGCCCUCUAGGAAUUGAGUUUGAGACCUAUGAGUUAAAGGGAAUGUCAUCAUGUGCGACAUUAAGUUGCUGUUUUUGCCUUUUAAUGUUUCAUGGCCAAAUAUUUUUAAAAAACAAAACUAUAUUUAUAUGAUACUGAUUAUGUACAUGUGAACUAUAAUUAUGGACAUUCCUUUACCUUACUGUAAAUAAGGUAUUUAUUUCUCAUUGUAGGUCUGUGGUUAUUUAAAGGCAGCAAAUAAGUUCAUUAUGUUUAUUGUAUAGUAGAUACAAUCCAGGCUCAUUCUAAAAAUUUACCCCUAUAUACACUUCUGGAGAGCGCCAAAUACGUCCAGGAGCUGUUUUUUUUUGCAGUUUUUGUUUUCGCACAUCCACCAGAGCCCGCUGUGUAUGGUUUUUCAGAUCUCAGAUUUAUUUCACGAGUGCCAUUCGUGCCUGCUGUUCUCACGUAAAUCCACCAGAGGCGCUGUCGACUGACUCACUGAUUUCCUGAAUGAGUGACUUAUCGACUGACCCACCCUCCUCCUUCCCUAAACCCAACCAAUAAUGUUUUCAAAAGCACCGAUUGACCCGCCCAUCCACUUUCACUAAACCCAACCGACCGUUUUAAAAAGCAAUCCAAAAAAAGAAAAGACCUCGCCUGAUUUUUUUACCAUGUUUUCAAAUUUUACCACAUUCUCACUAUGUUAUUUACUUGUUUAUUAUAUUUUUUGGCUUUUGCUUUUGUCUUACCUGCUUUCUGGAACUCCUCUUUGUGUCUCAAUUCCACCAACGUAUAUGGCGACUAACUUGACAAACUAGUAACAAUGGCAAAGCCGUCCAUACGAAGGUAAGCGGUCACAUGGUAAGCGCGAAAAGGAACGGCGUCUUACCACCCUGUAGCGUUCGUUUUAAAGAUGAAAUGCAGCCAUACGUACUUCUAGCUACAUAAUUCACUGUGUUCAGAAAUGUACAUAGGGCUACGUUUUCAGAAUGAGCCUAUGUUGAGUAGAUAUGAAACCAAACAUUUCAAUGGUUGUUGAUGUGGGGAAUCUAGUUUUCCUUCUAAUUUUUAUCAGCUUUGAUCCAAAGCACUGCUACUGUCAUACAGGUGAUAACUUUCUGACAUGGUAGUUUAACAAAUAUGUGACAUGCACAUGGGCAUUAUUAGGCUACAGUUCGCAAAUACGGUCCACUUCCAGCAAAUAAACACCAGUGAAUCAUAAACUGAAAAACAACCCUAUUUAUUUUCUUAAUAACUGAACACUUUACUCAGAAAUGUCGUAUUAUAGUAAAAAUAGGUUGCGAAUGGAAGUUCACUUAAAUACAUCACAAUAGCAUAUCUGUAAGUAUGCCAAAAAACAUGUUGCAUUUUGUGCAUGUGUGUGUGUGUGUGUGUGUGUGUGUGUGUGUGUGUUUUCAAUUACAUUUACCUGAUAAUUGCUUUUUAUACAACUGCUGUAUUCUUUUUUAAAGCUUUUAUGUACUUAACAGUGCAACUGACUGCUUUUUGAGCACAGAUCUGUUUUAGUUUAGUUAGUUUAUUUUAUUUUAUUAUUAUUGUUUUAUUGCCUGUACUAUGUAGAUCUUUUGUCAUCUGUAGACUGGAAAACCUCAAACCCAUCUGUAUAUAGGACAUGUACUGUCUAUGGACAUCAAAACACUUUGUAUUCAUAUUUUUUGAUUAAAAUAAAGCAGCUGCAAAA
Molecule: messenger RNA, 3968 nt
Organism: Danio aesculapii
Lineage: Eukaryota; Metazoa; Chordata; Actinopteri; Cypriniformes; Danionidae
Gene: esama
Product: endothelial cell adhesion molecule a
Exons: 7
Coding region: 364-1650 (428 amino acids)
Biological process (GO): homophilic cell-cell adhesion
Cellular component (GO): adherens junction; plasma membrane
Molecular function (GO): cell-cell adhesion mediator activity
Source: RefSeq, a predicted model, not a curated record